Megalopta genalis is the source of this 4379-nucleotide messenger RNA. RefSeq lists its product as uncharacterized. NCBI's taxonomy places the organism in Eukaryota, Metazoa, Arthropoda, Insecta, Hymenoptera, Halictidae. The record is from RefSeq and is a predicted model, not a curated record. Gene Ontology annotation, molecular function: calcium ion binding.
UGCGGGAGGAAGAGCGAAAGACAGAGUAGGACCGCGAUUCAAACUCGAAAUCUAACGAGGGACUCAGAGCCACGCGAGUGGCCGCGCGACACGGCACGGGUGUUUGAAAACUGCCGUUAUUAGUGGACCGUGCGCCAUGUGUACUGGGAAAAGUGCAAGCUUUUCGUGUCUUUGUGCUCUAUUAUUUCUCGCCGGACUUACCCUGCCGUCUGGAAACUGCCAAAACGCGGAAGCUUUCGCUGGAAAAAAUGUCGCCAGGAGCAUCGGCGGUUUGAAGGACGAGCUGCAAGCCGAUGACGCGGAACAGUCGUACGUCUGGGAUGCGUCUCUGGAGGGUAGAAAAACGCUCGAUGAGAACGGGGGCUCUUUCUCGUCUCGGGACGCGGCAGAGGUGCCGGAGACGGAAGCGGAAACAGUGCCUCGAGCUGACGGAAAUAGGGACGAGGUCCUUGUCCCGGCAGAAGACGCUUCGACCAACUCGUCCCUUCGGUCGGGUUUGAAUGUCACGAGCACGUCGACCGGCCGUCGAAGAGGUAACUUCGACUACAGGUGUCGGAAGAAGCAUCGCCGCGGCAAGGAGUCGAAGAGUCGGGAGGCAGCCCGGCAGCGGGACUUGGCGAACGAUUCCCGCGAGAACGAGAUCCGAGGCAAAAGAGGCGGAGGCGGCGGCGGAGGCGGAGAAGGAGGAGGCGGCGGAGGUCAGUCGAAGAAGUCGAAGGAUUCUCCGGCGAGGCGAUAUCGCGCCGAGCGUCGUCGCAGGAGGAAGAAUCGGGAGCGGGAGCGGCGCCGGAAGAGAACCAGACAGAACGAGGACCGGGCGGAAGGCCGCCGGAGCUCGAAGUUCAAGAGACGGAUGAACGACGCGCCGAGAUCCUUGGUCCUCGGGAACCAACGGGUCGAGGAGAGCAUGCUGUCCGACGCCAGCCGGCGAAGUAACUCGUCUCUUUCGGGCGGCCCGGGUUCGGGCUUCCCGUACGCGACGUCGCCGUCGAAUCUUGAGAACCAAUUAACCACGGAAAGUGGCAGGCGGUCCGCGCAGACCACCGCGCGUUACAGGAGCUACGAGGACACGGUCGAGAGGGAGUUCUCGAGGCAGCUGGAGAAGGAGAUCCUGCGGACGCAGAUGGAGGACCCGGCGAGCCUGGAGAACCGAAUCCUGGGCAGCUCGUUGUCCAGGCCGUCGCACGAGCGGAAGAUCGAGAAGCCGAAGAUCAAGAAGGAGAACAGGUUCGGCGACUCGAGGUACGACGCCGAGAAGAUGCUGGGUUACACGAGGACCAAGGAGGACCUGCCGAUCCUGGACAUGGAGAACGAGGUGCUGGCCAGGACGCUGAAGGACUACAACGCCUACAUGACCUCCAGCCUGAAGCUGUCGAUGCUGCCGUGCCGCGACGAGCUGGAGCAUCGCAAGAACCCCGGCGCCCAUUUCCAUGGUAAACCCAUCAUCGACGGCACCGAGUUCGAAAGGUUCGUCGGAAAGAAGAACGCGGAGACCACGACCACCGUCAGCUCCAGCACCACCGUCGUUCCUGCGGCGUACGACGACGAUACCAAGGGAGAUUUAUCAUGCAUAAACGGGACUUUCAUGCCGGCUCCGCUCGCGCGGCAUGCACUGAUCAAAUAUGUAAAGUCAUCUGUGCCAGGUCACGAGUACCUAGAAGCUGAUUACGAGUGCGCCCCAGGGUAUUACAUAGCGACCACACCAAAUAGGUUACUCUGCAAGAAUCGCCAAUGGAUAGGACAGUUGCCGAAGUGCAAGAUCAAGCACAGUCCCGAAGGGGUUUGCAUCGAUGCCUCCUGCGAUCAAAUUUGCAAGGAAAUCGAUGGCAGACCGGUGUGUUCCUGUUACAAAGGCUUCCGUCUGGAAGACAAUAAAUGCGUCGAUGUGAACGAAUGCAAGGAUAACAAGGGAGGUUGCGAGCAUAAGUGCGUGAACACCCCGGGAUCCUUUCGUUGCGAGUGUCCGAAGGGAAUGAAGCUAGACGAGGACAGGUUCUUGUGCAGGGACAUCAACGAGUGUUUGUUGAACAACGGACACGGGCCUUGUCAGGACACUUGCCGGAAUACCAUAGGGGGUUACGAAUGUUCUUGCGACGGUUUACAAGACUCCGUGCUGUCAGCCGACAACCACACGUGCCAGGAUGCUGGUCCGUGCAGCGUCAACAACGCAGGAUGCUCCCACACUUGUCUCUCCACGAUGGGCCGGGUGUUUUGUCUCUGUCCCGACGGUUUUAUCCUCGAGGACGAUUGGAAGACUUGCCAAGACGUGGACGAGUGUGCUCAACCUGAUUUGCAAGCGGAAAUGUGUCGCUACGGUUGCAUCAACACUGCAGGAUCUUAUCGGUGCGCCCAACCAAUGGAGCUGAAAGAUCAACCGAUACUAGACAGCUUGUCGAUCACCUGUCUACCGGGCUACGAGGCCACCCCUGAUGGAACUUGUAUCGAUAUCAACGAGUGUACGAUAGACAACGGCGGCUGCAUGGAGGUCUGCGAGAACACGGACGGCGGUUUCUUCUGCGGCUGCGACGGUGACGAAAAAGCCCUGUCAUCCGACGGGAAGUCCUGUGUGGAUUUAAAGAAUGCGUCCUGCCCUCCCCUGAAUCCAGAGGGUCGAGGGUAUUUAAUGUGUUCUCGUUCGGCAACACCAAUGUCGCGGCGAGGUAGACGACGGGCGUCCAAUCGUCCCGGUACCAAGUGUUUCUUGAAGUGUCCCUACGGGUAUCAGCUUCACGGAGAAUACGAAUUAACUUGUCGGUCAGACGGCACAUGGAACGGUCCGAAACACGGCGAGUGCGUCAGAUACACCGUGCCCCGGCUGGAGUGUCCGCACGAUGUGAUCGCCGAGUUGCCACCUGGCCGAGACGAGGCGUUCGUGACAUUCGACCAGCCGUCGACGGAUCUCGAUUGGUUCCGAUACGUCAGAUCGAAGCCGUCCUGGGGCACCAGGCUGGAGGCGAACCUAACGCCCGGGACCCACGAGAUCACUUUCUUCGCCCGUCACCCGGUAUCGAAGAAGCAGGCCAGCUGCGUGCUGCGCAUCAUCGUCAAAGGUGGUGAGGCUCCGAAAGUCAAAGACUGCCCGAACGACAUAGAGGUCACAGGGAAAAAUGGGUCAGCGAUAACGUGGACCGAGCCAAUAUUCACGGAUAACGUGAAAGUGACCCGCAUUCGAAGCAACGAGAGCCCUGGCCGGCGUUUCGACAUCGGUGGUCACAGGAUAGAGUACGAAGCCACCGACGAGGCAGGCUGGUCGAGCAAGUGCGUUUUCACCGUGGUGCUGCGCCAGGAGUGAAUCGCGGGCGACCGGCCGCGAUCAGCUGAGCGCGAGCAGGCGAGCCGUGGGAGAACGAAUCGCCGAAGAACAGGGAAUCCAGGUAAAUGGGGAGAGACCGGGGUCAAUGCUAGCGAGACGGAAGAAUAAUGAUAAGGUAAUAUAAAUGGAAAUGUACGGCCACACUUCAUGCGUGCCAUCGGUCCCGCUGUAUCCGGAAGGCUGAACAGGGACGAAACACGGCUACCUUUCCAAGUACAUGCGUGGGCGUAUGUUCAUUGAUUUAUUUCGCUGGGUUAGAAUCAGCGGCGCGAGCCGGAUUUUCGAACAUGUUCACCCGUGGCUACGAACGUAAUCUAUGUAUACACGCCGGAAUGUUGAAAAAAAGCAAGUGAAAUAAAUUAGAAUAGAUUCAUCUUCGCAGUGAAUUAAAUUAUCUUAACAAUAGAUUUGGUCGGUAAAGAAUACGCGUAUUAACAAACAAUAUUUCUUGUUUAUUACGAUGGGGAAGAUGCGAGUUACGCCACUGUGAUUUUAACCCAUUUGACGAUGAAUAGGACGCGAGGAAUCGUCACCUUUAAUCCUUGACGCUUCGACUGCCACGCGAUCGAGUUCAAAUAUUUCGUAAUAUUGAAGCAUUUUGUUUAACACUAGGUUCACGGACUACUAAAAGCAACUAUACUUCGUGUUAUUUUAUAUCAAAGUAACGAUAAUAUAUUUAUUCGGUGUUUUAGCGACCUUUGUUGUAAUAUCUGGCCCAAGUAACGAAGUUGAAUGAAUCGUUGAAUCAUAAAUAAGUCAUCGAAUAAAUUCUUCGUAAAUGUGUCUUUACGAUCCGAACAAUCUUGAGUCAAUGAAUAUGGAACCCGUCGUUUCGACGACACCCGUAAAUCCAGUGUUAAUCGAUUACACCCCAUGUAACGAAAGGAUAAAAUCGAACGCGGUGGUACACUGCUCCGAUAAUUUUAGAUUCCGCACAUCCCAGUGGAAUUCGUUUCACACGCGUAUGUUAUGAUUAGACUGCGGAGCUCUCUGCAAGAUAAAAGUAGUCUGCAUCGAUUGUACGCAACGAGGAUUAAAUAAAGAUAUAUGUACUUUUUCUUUUUAA